GGGCGGCUGGCGGCCCAGCCUGCGGCUGGCCACGCUGCUCAUGUCCAUCCGGCUGCUGCUGGCCGAGCCGAACCCGGACGACCCGCUCAUGCCCGACGUGGCCCAGGAGUACCGGCUCCGGCGACCAGAGUACGAACGGAAGGCAGCCGAGAUGACAGCAAAACAUGCCAUACCCAAGGCGGUGCUCGGCUCCAUCGAGAACCGAGCACGCUCAGCUGGCGCCGAGCCGCCGUCCGGCCAGCCGGUAAGCGGCUCGUGCGGCGCGCCCAGAGCCCUCAGACGCCCGCUGGAGGACGGCCCUGUCGGCACUAGCGGCCUGUGUCGGCAGGCGCAGGGAGCGGCCUGA
Molecule: messenger RNA, 346 nt
Organism: Pollicipes pollicipes
Lineage: Eukaryota; Metazoa; Arthropoda; Thecostraca; Pollicipedomorpha; Pollicipedidae
Product: ubiquitin-conjugating enzyme E2 T
Exons: 4
Coding region: 41-346 (101 amino acids)
Source: RefSeq, a predicted model, not a curated record